Messenger RNA from Syzygium oleosum, 583 nucleotides. RefSeq lists its product as uncharacterized. The transcript has 3 exons. The coding region runs from base 41 to 286 and encodes 81 amino acids. The record is from RefSeq and is a predicted model, not a curated record. NCBI's taxonomy places the organism in Eukaryota, Viridiplantae, Streptophyta, Magnoliopsida, Myrtales, Myrtaceae.
CAAUCAAAAUUAUGUUGACCAGGAUUUGCAAGUUGAGAAGAUGAGGCGAAUUCCGCGCAUCAAAUUCCCGCAGAGGCACCCGAAAUCCUCCGAUGCAGCAGGAUCUGCAUCCCAGACCCAAGCUGCUCCGAGCACUGAAAACGUUUCAAUCAUAUCUGCUUCGAGGUCAGAUGUCCCAGCACCUCCAAGCAACAUGGCGGUGGGAGGGCAAGCUUCACUCCAGCCAAAACGUAGUCCUGUCUCGGAUAAGGAAAUUGAAGCUAUUCUGUUAGGUGGAUGCUUCUAGUUGUAGUCAGAGGUACUGGGAUCAAGGAGGGAGACUGAAUUACCUUUCAGACAAAGCGGUUUCUCCUUCUUGUUCUAUGUUUAAAUGCCUAUCGAUACGUUCACCGGAUAAGGCAACUGAUUGUAAAUUUCCUUUGUAUCUAUAUACUAAUCAGCCAGGACUAUGUUCUGAAUAAUCUUUUUUGGUAGAUAAAGAGGCUGGAUGUAUCUUGAAAGAGACAAGAUGUCGUGAAGAUAAUGCUUUGAUGCUCCGUGUUUAAGAUUUUCAUUGCAUGAGUGGCCUAAAGCUUUGGUUGUC